This is a messenger RNA of Racocetra persica, 455 nucleotides long. Lineage: Eukaryota; Fungi; Glomeromycota; Glomeromycetes; Diversisporales; Gigasporaceae. The record is from the annotation of a GenBank genome assembly.
GAUAUUUACUUAGCACUAAUUCAACAACUACAAAAAUAGUUUUUGCAAUUUGUAGUAUAUCUUUUAGUAGAAUAGUUGAACAUUUUUAUGAUAAUGAACCUAAAAAAAUUAACACAAUGAUCUCUAAUUAUUUGAAUUUUCAUGGAUUUAUAGUUAAAAAAGCUGAAAUAGAGAAUAUAAAAGAUAAUUUAAAAAAUAUUUUAAAUGAACUAUCAGAGAUAGAAGAUCAAAGUGAAAUGAAAAUAGAUGACAUAAAAAAAGCAUUAAAUAAUAUAAUCAAUGAAAAUAAUUUCAAAAGAAUAGAUAAUAUAAUGAAUAUACUAAAUUAUCAAGUAAAAAGACUAAAAAAAAGAUUAGAAGAAAAUAGUUUAGAAAUAAAGACUGAAGAAGAAAUCAAAAAAAAUAAUAGUUUGGAAAUAGAGACCGAAGAAAAAAUCAAAAAAAUAAUAGUUUAG